Melanaphis sacchari is the source of this 714-nucleotide messenger RNA. Its product is annotated as tigger transposable element-derived protein 1-like. Gene Ontology annotation, molecular function: nucleic acid binding. The record is from RefSeq and is a predicted model, not a curated record. The transcript is spliced from 2 exons. NCBI's taxonomy places the organism in Eukaryota, Metazoa, Arthropoda, Insecta, Hemiptera, Aphididae. Bases 1 to 714 code for a protein of 237 amino acids.
AUGUUACCCCCAAAUACCACGUCAGUAUCUCAACCAAUGGACCAAGGAGUUAUUUACACCUUUAAGUCGUACUAUCGUAAAUUUAUGCUACAGUCACUUGUAUGCAAAAUUGAUAAUUUUACUUCGGUUCAUCAGCUUGCUACUUCGAUAACUGUAUUAGACGCUGUAAAUUGGAUAUCUUUAUCGUGCAAUAGUUUGAAAAUUGAAUUUGAUCAAAACUGUUUCCGUAAAGCUGGAUUUUUAAUUGAUGGAUUGGACGUGAAUCCCAAUGAGAAUACCCUGAGUGAAAUUCAAGAAAUCUUUGUUGCACUUGAUUUUGACCAAGAAGAAUUUCUUCACAUUGAUGACCAACUUGAGACGCAGCAAACCCAUGAUUCGGCUAUAUCCAUGAUUGAGAAUAAAUGUGAAAAGGACGGAGACAAUGAUGAAAGCCAAGAAGAACCAAAAAAUCUGGUAAAAGAUUAUAAAACUGCUAACUACUACCUCGAGGAACUACAAAAAUUUUCCCUCACAGUGUCCAAUAGUAGGCUUUUGGAUUUGACUUCUAAAGCCAAGGACAAACUCAACAUAACAUUUUCACCAAAAACAGUUUUUGCUGAUUUUGAAAAGGCGAUUCAUUUAGCUCUAUUAAAAGUUUGGCCUUCUAUAAGUCUAAAAGGAUGCCGAUUUCACUUAGCACAAAGUUGGUGGAGAAAAAUACAGACAAUUGGCUGA